This is a messenger RNA of Linum tenue, 2283 nucleotides long. The record is from the annotation of a GenBank genome assembly. NCBI's taxonomy places the organism in Eukaryota, Viridiplantae, Streptophyta, Magnoliopsida, Malpighiales, Linaceae.
UCUUUAAUUUGUAGUUGUAUAUAUUAAAUCGUCUUAACAAUAAACUUAUACCUAAAAUCCACAAUAAUUUUCGAAGCAGAACUGGACCAUACAAUAAAGCCCAAAAUAGGCUCAACUGGCCACAGUUCUAGCCUAGGCCUGUCUAGAUUUGCUCAAUUAUGGGUAACCGAGAAUGUACCCCGGCCCAAAAUAUCCGCCACGUGUCUUACGCAAGUAAAUCCGGCGAAUUUUUUAGUAGAAAAUAAGGAAAAAAAGAAAGCAACGAAAACAAAACUCAUCAGAAAAGGGAACAAAACAGAAAUCCAGAAAAGAAAAGGAGAAAAGGGGAAAAAAGAAGCAAGAAGACUUCCGGUCCGGACUUCACCGCCCCGGAAGUUUCAAUGCUGCUCCCACGGAAAUCCGACGGCGACCCAUUCUUGAGCUCUACAGUUGAUUGCUGAAAGUUCCUUCCUUUUCUCUAUUGUCAGCUUCCCCUUUUCGAUUCUUCCGGAGCUCGAUUGCGGUGGAGGAAAAGAAAAUGUUUCAGCAGAAAUCUGGAGGAGGGGGCGGGGGGUCAAUAAUGGCGCUGAACGUGUUCAAGUUCUGCACUUUCCUGCGCGCCCUUGGUUCCAUAAUGAUCUUCUUCGUGGUGGGCGUCAUCGGGUUGACCUAUUAUGUUAUCGUCGUUGAGAAUUACGGCCCAGCUCUGUUCAACGGCGGGCUCGAUUCGUUUGUUGCUUUCCUCGUCCUGCUUUUCUUCCAUGCUUUCUUGGUGAUGCUUGUUUGGAGCUACUUUACCACUAUUCUGACGGAUCCUGGUGGCGUCCCACAAACUUGGAGGCCAAUAACAGAUGAGGAGGAGGGUGGUGUUGUAGAUCCAUUGGUGGGUACAGAUCAAAGUACAGCUGGUUUAGUUCUAAACAAGGAUCAAAUGCAGAAAGCACGAUUCUGUCGAAAGUGCAACCAGUUCAAACCGCCUCGUAGCCACCACUGCUCGGUUUGCCGAAGAUGCAUAUUGAAGAUGGAUCACCACUGCGUUUGGGUCGUUAAUUGUGUCGGCGCACUAAACUACAAGUAUUUCCUUCUCUUUCUGUUCUACACAUUUCUUGAAACAGCUCUGGUCACUGUAUCAUUGCUGCGGCUGUUCAUAGCAUUUUUUGGGGAUGGUGAAAUAGAUGGAACUGCAGGGGAUCUCGUGGCUACGUUUAUUGCAUUUGUGUUGAAUUUGUCAUUUGCAUUGAGUCUUCUGGGCUUCGUUAUUCUGCACAUAUCGUUGGUGUUAGCAAAUACCACUACUAUCGAGGCUUAUGAAAAGAAAACUGAUCCCAGAUGGCGUUACGACCUUGGUCGAAUGAGGAACUUUGAACAGGUUCUUUAUCAUCUGUCACCUUUACAUCCUUCAUCCCCUAAUUUGCACCUGGUUACCCCAUGCAUUUUCAAACCUGUCCAUGUUCUUGUCAGUCAACGACAUUCUCAGCAUGGUAUCUAGAACCCAGACCUAGAACUUGAUACUGGUUUCAGCCUUCGCAUUUUGCAUCAUCAACUUAUCUGCAUCACAUAGCAUUGUUAUACUUCUGCCUCUCAGCAUGGUACAUGGGUUGGCUUUUGGAAUCCAAGAUUGCAUUUCUAAACAAGAUUAAAAGACACAACCUUAUGAAUCUCAUUAUAAAUAACCAAGAUCCCCUCAUUAACUGUUGUUUUUCUGGAUCAGGUAUUCGGCACUGACAAGAGAUACUGGCUAAUCCCAGCUUAUGCAGCUGAAGACUUGAAGCAUAUGCCAGCACUGCAUGGGUUGGAGUACCCAAUCAGACCCAACUUGGAUGAGCUUCAGGAGCUCUGAUUACUACUGCAGUCAGGGGCUAGAUGACAAAAGUAACAGCUGAAAUUCUGUAACAUGCUUGACAUUAUCCCGGGUCAACCUGAAAACAAAACUGAAGGGGAAGCAGCACCAGCCAGGACCACACCAGCACUGGAACCAGCUCUCCUUGUUGGACAGAUCCCUCUGACGGACUUGUGUGCUGAAGCUCAUGUUGUUUUUGUUAACGUGUGCCACAACCAUGUAAUUUUUGUACAUACUUGAGUGGAAGAAGACCCUGUAACUGUUAACACUCGGUUUUCUCUCCUUAUUAGAGCUAUAGGUCAUGGUUUUAUGAGUAAAGCUUUUAGUCUGAUUGCUCGCGACUGGUGCAAAUGGGGAAAUCUUCCUAUCCUGAGCCGUGUUUUUUACUAUGAACAUGACAUUCUAAGCCUUACCCAGGAAAACUCACUUGCAUAAUAUUCUUCAACAAUCAUGGUAGCAUUUUA